Molecule: messenger RNA, 1323 nt
Organism: Pangasianodon hypophthalmus (striped catfish)
Lineage: Eukaryota; Metazoa; Chordata; Actinopteri; Siluriformes; Pangasiidae
Exons: 4
Coding region: 202-546 (114 amino acids)
Source: RefSeq, a predicted model, not a curated record
GAAAAGCAAAAAAAAAAAAAAGCUCGCUACCUGGUUGCCAGGACAACGCCGAUGACCCGCGUUGUUACGUUUCGUGAGAAUUGAUUUUAUGGAAAGUUGAUUUUAUUUAUUGUAUCGUUUUAUCCACGAUAGUAAAACGCCGAGAUGAUGUCGUUAGCAAGUUAAUGCGAUGAUUAUAAGACGGUGGAAUACACGAGUGUGAUGAUGACGGCUGUCCCUUUAUGGGCUCUCUCCCUUCCACUCCCUGCCAUCAUCCUGAUCUCCGUUGGACUCUAUAUGCUGUUUCUUGCGGGUGUCUUAUGGUGCCAUCACUGUCUCAAGACCCAGUGCAGUCCUCAGUGUACAAACUGCUGCCCGAGUGUAUCUCCUUUUGAGUACUGUCACAUGUGCGCUCAGUCAUGUGACUGUCACCCACCAUCUCUUCACACGUGCCUUGACCACUCCUGCCCCACUUCUAAUUGUGCCAUGUGGGACUGCGCCUGCACCCCUCAGCCUCCUCAGUGUGACUCCAUCAACUGCUUAUGCUGCGAGAUCAAGUUCAAAUAGAGACAAAAUGGAGGAUUUGUACUUCCAAGUACAGAAGGUUUCCGUGUAGACUGAGCCGUGAAUGUGGUCAUGUGUUCAGAAGUGCUUUUGUGCUUAUGUUUACAGCGAGUAUGAGCUUCUUUUCUCCAUUCGCUGCACAUUUCGUUAAACACAUCCUUUUUUUAGAAUGUCUUUGUGUUUUAUGUUUACUGACGUCACAUGCUUUUUCAGAGCUAGCAUUCGAGUUCUUGCUUUCUGAUGAGCUUUAACCUAGCUAGGCCAUUUUUUCAGUGUUUACUAACAGCAGGUGUGAUAUAUUACUUGUGCUAAAGUUCCCAACAUUUAUACCAGCAUUAAAAAUUUACAAACAGAAUCAUGGCCUUUUCCAUAUCCAGGCUUUUUAAUUUGACCAUGUGAUUGAGAGUUGUGAUAGUUUUCACUGAAGAGAAAUGUUAUACACUUAUUCAGAUAUGCAGAACUGGGCUGACAAACGGAACCAUGGUUUUGGUGGUUCUUGUGGUUUGGUGGUUUUUGUGGUUCUGACACUUUUUCUCGUCUCUCCAUUUGAAAUAAUAAGCACAAGUCACUUAUAGUGGUUCCUGUAAUUAUACUGCACAUGCUGUGGCCUGUGUGUUUCUGCUGUAACAGCACUAACACCAGUUUUCUAACCUUUUGUUCUAACACUACAUUCUAACUUAUGUUAGAAUUGAUUUUAUAGAUUUUUAUUUUAUUUUUGUAUUUGUGUAGAAACAUGCUGUAUAGUCUUUAAACAGGAAAAUAAAUCUUUUCAUUUUUAAA